Rhagoletis zephyria (snowberry fruit fly) is the source of this 1773-nucleotide messenger RNA. RefSeq lists its product as uncharacterized. The record is from RefSeq and is a predicted model, not a curated record. Lineage: Eukaryota; Metazoa; Arthropoda; Insecta; Diptera; Tephritidae.
UACAUGGUGUCAGAAUUGGACACAAUACGCCCAGAACUUGUUAAGUGGAAGAAAAACUACGAAAAUUUUUGCAGGAUUGAAACCAACCGUGGAAUUAUCAAGAAAAAACAAGUGGAAACUAGCCACACGUGGAAAUCAGCAACUUGUGGAAGCAGCCGCAGAACAGAAUCCAGUUUUAUCAACGCUAUCUCACACGAUCCGUAACAUUUGUGGAGCAGAGAGCGAAGCAACCAUCCAACGUUACCCUUCGAGAACAUUAUAGUGUCACUGUUGAGUCAAAUGGCUUCAAACACGCGUUUGCCAGAACCACUCGACUGCUCAAAUUUAGCGUGUGACUGGCCAAUAUGGAAACGAACUAUUCUGAUGUUCUUGCUAGCGAACGGCAAGGACAUGGAUCCUGAACCUAAAAAAAUCGCCACAUUUUUAUGGCUAGCCGGACCUAAGGCAGCAGAACUCUACGACGAUGGUACCACAAACGGAAUAGUUGGUGAUCAGACGGGUUCAACAGAACGACAAACGUCAUCGGGCACCCGUACUCUCGAUGAAGUUCUGCAGUCAUUCGAAAACUUUUGCAUUCCUAAAAAAAAUCCAACUAUGGAAUCGUUUAAGUUCAACAACAUUAAGCAAAAAGAAAAGCAGUCAUUCGCAGACUUUGAGACCGAAUUACGCAAGCAAAUACAGUAUUGUGAGUUCAAGUGUGAGUGCGGUAAAUCGUAUGAAAACAGCAUGCUGAUUGACCAAAUCGUCAUCGGUGUCAGCGAUAAAAAAUUGCAAUUGAGGUUGUUGGACACAAAAAAAGAAACACUGCCCGAAAUAGUGGACAAGUGCAAGACAUUUGAAGCGGUACACAAAAACAAAUCCUUGCUGGACAAGACAAUCGUGCAUCAAACAGUGUACUCCGCGGAAUGUGACAUGCCAGAAGUUCGCGCUAUCACACGUCGUUGCUACAACUGCGGCUCGCUUUUCAUACCCGGUCAUCUUAAAGAUUGCCGCGCACGUGGAAUCAGUUGCCAUAAUUGUGGACGCCAAGGCAAUUUCAGCAAAUUCUGCAAGCAGACAACGUCCAAGCCAGAGAGUGGAUUCAAACCGAAGAACUUGUCAGUGAAGCCAAAGAAGUUAUCAGCAGUCAACUGGGCCGAUGAAUCAGGUAACAGUAAUUGUUCCAAUUUUAAACUCAUUUCCAUAGGUGUUUUAUACAGUUUAGCGUUUUGAAUAUUAUAUCGUUUAGCUAAAGAUUCUAUAUACAUUUCUUGGCUUAAAACCAUAGUAUUACAAUUUCCAUAUUCAUAUUCAAUAUCAAUUCCAAUAUAUGUUUUAACUUUACCCAUAUCUUUCAUCUUAAAUUUGUUCCUCAGUUGGUUUUUAAUGUUAAUUAUUUCUCGUAUAUCUUCGCAACUAAUUAUUAGAUAAUCUACAAAUAAUAGUAAAUAUGUGUUUAAACCACUUCUGUUUUUAACAUAAAGACAAUAAUCAUAUUUGCACCUGCGAAAACCAAUUGUAGUAACAAAUUCGUUUACACAUUCAUACCAAGCACGAGGGCUUUCUUUUAACCCAUAUAAAGACUUUUUUAAUUUAUAUACCCUGCCUGAACUAUCUUCAAAGCCGAUUGGUUGUUUCACAUAUACUUCCGAUAACACCUUUCCAUUUAAAAAAGCAGUUUCGACAUCCAUUUGGUGAACUUCUAAACUAUUUUGACAACAGUAAGCUAAUAACAACUUUAAUGUUUGCAUUUUAGCGACCGGGGCAUAAGUAUCAUCGACACCAUCGGUUUGC